AUGUCCGUGAUGUUUGGGAAAGUUAAGGCUUGUAACUUGACAGUGGCUCCGGAGAGAUGUGCUAAUGAGUGUAAUUUAGUGCUGCUGGGUGCGACUGGCUCCGGGAAAUCAGCUUUGAUUGUAAAGUUCCUCACAAAGCGCUUCAUCAGUGAGUACGACCCCCGCCUAGAGGAUAUAUAUUCUUCAGAGGAGAUGGUGGACCAGCAGCCAGUCGUGCUGAGAGUGAUGGACACUUAUGAUCAGGACGGUCCGGUGAACACGGAGAGGUACGUGUCUUGGGCCAGUGCUUUUAUAGUUGUCUACAGCAUUGAAAACCAGGACAGCUUCAAGGUCUGCCACAAGUAUCUGGACACGCUCUCUCUGCACAAGAAAACAUGUGAGGUGCCCAUUGUGCUGCUGGGGAACAAGCUGGACCUGGAGCGAUACAGGCAGGUUAGCAAAUCCACCGGAGAGGAGCUGGCGUUGCGUUUCGGCUGCCUCUUCUAUGAGAUCUCAGCCUGUCUGGACUUCCAUGACGUCCAGCAAAUCUUCCACGAAGCGGUGAGGAGAGUCCGGCUGCGAGGGAGCCAGUGUGGGCGUCCAGUGUACAUCAGUGAGGAUAAGGGCCUGGUGACUCUGCCCUCGCCUCCAGCAUAUGCCACGCCCUGUCUCAAAGAGCUACCUGCACCAGCCACCGCCAAGCUGGUCACGGUGAAGACCUCCAGGGCCCAGAGCAAGCGGAGGGCUGCCACACUCACGCUGCUAAAGGGUUUCAAGAUUUUCUGA
Messenger RNA from Knipowitschia caucasica, 765 nucleotides. The record is from the annotation of a GenBank genome assembly. NCBI's taxonomy places the organism in Eukaryota, Metazoa, Chordata, Actinopteri, Gobiiformes, Gobiidae.